Messenger RNA from Mugil cephalus (flathead mullet), 1275 nucleotides. RefSeq names its product melanin-concentrating hormone receptor 1a (gene mchr1a). Gene Ontology annotation, cellular component: membrane; neuron projection. Bases 199 to 1275 code for a protein of 358 amino acids. The record is from RefSeq and is a predicted model, not a curated record. Gene Ontology annotation, biological process: neuropeptide signaling pathway. The transcript has 2 exons. NCBI's taxonomy places the organism in Eukaryota, Metazoa, Chordata, Actinopteri, Mugiliformes, Mugilidae. Gene Ontology annotation, molecular function: neuropeptide binding; melanin-concentrating hormone receptor activity.
CGCACGGCUCUACUCAUAGAGUAAAGCCCCGGCGGAUUAAAAUAUAUUCAGUAUUACAAUUCGAUUCACUCAUUUCCUAUAAGACGGAUUUUCGGUUGCAGUCUGUUUGAGAAGCAUUGACUUGGGGGGCUGGCGCACGGCUGACAGUUUUUGUUACCACAACAUUUACUAACUUGGAUAUACUUUGGAUUUUCAUUCAUGGAUUUCUUUAACGGCUCAAAUGUUACUGUCAGUGGCACAAAUUCGACAGCAGUUGAAGUUGGGGCCCUUCACUGCAGUGCCAUCCUCCCUGUCAUCUUCGGAAUCAUCUGUUUUUUGGGUAUCAUAGGAAACUGUAUUGUCAUGUACACCAUUAUGAAGAGGACAAAGUGUCGUGCUAACCAAACUGUUCCCGACAUUUUUAUCCUAAAUUUGUCAAUUGUUGAUCUCCUGUUUCUUCUUGGGAUGCCAUUCCUCAUUCACCAGUUGCUGGGUAACGGUACCUGGCACUUUGGAGCAGCUAUGUGUACGGUCAUAACUGCGCUUGACUCCAACAGCCAGAUUGUCAGUACUUACAUCCUCACUGCGAUGACUCUCGAUCGUUACUUGGCUACAGUCCAUCCCAUCCGCUUCAAUUAUGUCCGUACUCCCUGUGUGGCUGCACUAGUCAUUGGACUAGUAUGGGGACUGUCCUUACUCACCAUCAUCCCUGUGUGGAUGUACGCAGGUUUAAUGUCUCUCCCAGAUGGCCUGGCAGCCUGCGCUCUCCUUCUACCUGAUCCAGUUACUGAUACAUACUGGUUUACACUUUACCAGUUUUUCUUGGCCUUUGCGAUACCCUUGGCCAUUAUCUGCCUGGUGUUCUUCAAGAUCCUCCAACACAUGUCCACAAGUGUAGCACCACUGCCUCUGCGGAGUUUGAGGGUGCGCACCAGGAAGGUGACCCGCAUGGCAGUGGCCAUCUGCCUGGCUUUCUUCAUCUGCUGGGCUCCUUACUACAUUCUCCAACUCGUCCACCUGGGGGUGCAGAGGCCAAGCAUAGCUUUCUCCUAUGCCUACAAUAUUGCCAUUAGCAUGGGCUACGCUAACAGUGUCAUCAAUCCAUUCCUGUACAUUAUCCUCAGUGAGACCUUCAAAAGGCAGUUUCUCAGGGCUGUGCGCCCACUUAACAAAAAGUUCAGGGUGAACCCAAGCACCACAGAUGGCGGCAGCUUGAUUGUGAGGAUGGUACCUGAGGAGGCCCAACAGAUGCCAGCUUCAGGGGAGAUGAUACCAUGCAAUGCAACCCCACAAUGA